ACUUAUACCUUACACACCCAAGCUCACUCUCACUCUCACUCUCCACUUGCUGAGGGUGCAAGUCCCAACAAUGGCGACACUGUGAAAUGUGAGCGGAUAAAAAGGCAUAUAAAAUCGUUCCAACUAUUCGUUUCCCGAUUGAACCACAUACAGCUUGAAACAUGGGAAGAUCUAGUGGAUAUUGCUUCAAAAUCAUUGCUUGUGGCGGCAGCUCUGAAUCUGUCGAUAGAGACGACCUUGAUGCUUCUACGGAGAAUAAAGUAAACCCCGAUAAAAGAGGAUGGAGCUUUCGGAAAAAAUCAUCAGGUCAUCGAGUGUUAAGCAACACUGUAAAUGUAAUAACAGAAAUACCUUCUUCUGAUGAUAAAAAGAGCUCAGAACCUGUUAUUAUCAACUCAGAAGAAAUCAUCAGUGAGAAAACUUCUACAAAUCAAUGGACAGAAACAGAAGAAUUUUCUAGGGUUUCAACUUCGAAUACCAAGGACAAUGUGGUGACCAAUUUGGUGACAAAACCUGCUGAUGAAGAUGAAAUUAAAUUUGACUCAAGUCCUGAUGAAUCAUCCAUCAUUAUCAUCCAAACUGCUGUUAGAAAAUUCUUGGCUGAAAGAGAAGUUUUGAGGCAUAAAAAAGUGGUGAAAUUGCAAGCUGUUGUUCGAGGGCAUUUGGUUCGUUGUCGUGCUGCUGGAACUUUGCGUUGCAUUCAAGCAAUUGUCAAAAUGCAAACUCUUGUUCGUUCUCGUCAUUCUAUUAAAAGAUUAUCUAUUGGAGAAAAGGGAAUAAAAGAUUCCAAUACAAAGCCACAUCCAACUUAUAUCUCCAUCGAGAAGCUUCUAAGUAACAAAUUCACAAACCAGCUAAUCCAAUCCACACCACAAACCAAACAAAUCAACAUCAAAUGUGAUCCAUCAAACCAAGAAGAAGAUCCCACAUGGAAAUGGCUACAAAGAUGGACAUCCUUUUCAUCCCCCGUUUCUUCCCCCGAAGUCAAACCUUUGACCACCGCCCCCACUCCACCCGUAUCCGAGGCUGAGCCGCCCAAACGUCCACCAAAAAGGGCGGCAACCGAACAAGCCGAUUUCGAUUCCGAAGGAAGAAAAUCCGUAUUCGGAUCAAGAAAAACAACCAAUCCAUCAUUCAUUGCCGCCCAGUCAAAGUUCAAAGAGUUGACCACGGAACCACCACCACCACCGGCGGCAGCGGCGGCCAAAACCACUGCACCGCCGGUUUACGAAAGCUUAAAAGCGGUUCGAACCGCCGGCUCAGAAUGCGGAACCGAACUCUCGGUCACCUCCAUGCUCGACUCACCCGAUCCAUCCGAAUCCGAAAACAUCGAAACCACCGAGUCAACUCACGAUCUUCUAGGCACCGAGUUGACUCACUCCAUCACAAUUCCACCCGAAACAAACAACCUCAUUACCAACCAAAUUACAAAAUCGCCCCUCGAACCGGAGUUACAACAAACACCUUCGAGUGAAAGAAAAUCAUCGAGUGAUAUUAAACCUAGAAAAGCAUCGAGCGAAAAAGAAAAACCGAAGAUGUGGUCGAAUAGCAAGAAACUAUUAUCUCCGAGGGGUAGUUUGGAGAAUUUACCGAAGGAGGGUAAAAGUGGAAAACGAAGGAAUUCUUUCGGGUCGCAAAGCUCGGAGAUUGAUAAUCAGGAAGCGAGAGAUAGUAGUUAUAGUAAUAGUAAUAGUAAUUAUAUACCGAGUUAUAUGCAAGUGACUGAGUCAGCAAGAGCAAAAGCUCUUAAUAGCUCUCCAAGGUUAAGUCCAGAUGUACAAGGGAAAGAGAAAGAUGCGUAUUUGAAAAAGAGACAUUCGAUGCCUGGUGCUGUGAAUAGUAGUAGGCAUGAUUCGCCUCGAUUGAAAAGGUCUUCACCUCAGAGUCAACAAGGUCAACAGACUACAAAGGGAAAUGAAAGCCGAGAGAGGAAAUGGCAGACUUAAAGUUCGAAAUGGGUUUGCAAGAUAUCUUUUUAUUUUAUUAUUAUUAUUCUUUUUUUUUGGGGUUUGUUUGUUUGUAAACUAAGUUACAUGUCAUUUUUGUUCUUGAUUGUUGGAAUAUAUUUGGUUUAUUUAUGGAUUUUUGACAUAAUAGAAUUUGAGAUUUUUGUGAUU
Lactuca sativa (garden lettuce) is the source of this 2117-nucleotide messenger RNA. RefSeq names its product protein IQ-DOMAIN 32. The record is from RefSeq and is a predicted model, not a curated record. Gene Ontology annotation, molecular function: protein binding. NCBI's taxonomy places the organism in Eukaryota, Viridiplantae, Streptophyta, Magnoliopsida, Asterales, Asteraceae.